UCCGCCACUUAAUUUUUUCGACCGGCUCCUUCGUUUAGCUUUGUUCCCCCGAGCGACCCCAAGAAAUAAAAUAAAAUCAAAAUAAAAAAUAAGAGAGAGAGAGAGAGAGAGAGAGAGAGAGAGAGAGAGGAUUGGAGCUCUAAUCUUAAGCUUGAAGCACUUUCGAGUUGGUGGAUCCCAAAUUUGUAAAUUGGCAGUAAAUGAUGUGAAGGGCGCUAAUUGGGGACAGUGAUAGCACAAGGAAUGAAGGCGACGAUGCCCAUGAUGGAGGCUGGGCAUUUUUUGAUGCGGAGCUUCAGGCCAUCUCAUGGGGGAUUGGCUCUUCCAGGGUUUGGGGAAAACCCCAUGCCUAAAUCCCAACUUUUGAGUCCUCAGAUUGGAAGACACAGAUGCAGAACACAGUUCGCUUUAAACACAGGUGGAUCAUCAAACACCAACGGGGAACAACAAAAUCUCAACGAAGACAAUGCAGGCCUCGGAAGGACAAGAUUAGGAAUAAUAGUCCGAGCUUUCGCAAGACAACUACUGGAGAAAUUAAACUCUACGAGAAAAAACUUUCCGAUGAAAAUAUUUCUCCUUCUCUUGGGUUUCUAUACUGCAAACGCCCUCGCUACGAUCUUAGGGCAGACUGGAGACUGGGAUGUGUUGGUUGCCGGAGUUGUUGUGGCUGCAAUUGAGGGGAUUGGUGUGCUUAUGUAUAGGAAGCCCUUCAGUAGGCCUGCUGGGAGAUUGCAGUCGUUGGUGGUUAUGGUCAAUUAUUGGAAAGCUGGUGUCUGUUUGGGACUCUUUGUUGAUGCAUUCAAACUUGGGAGUUAAGGACAUUUGUAUGUUUUAACAGCUCUAACAAUAAAUAUCAUAAUUAAUUUUUGCAAAAAGGUUGCAUGA
Messenger RNA from Asparagus officinalis (garden asparagus), 885 nucleotides. Its product is annotated as ycf20-like protein. The coding region runs from base 244 to 816 and encodes 190 amino acids. The record is from RefSeq and is a predicted model, not a curated record. Lineage: Eukaryota; Viridiplantae; Streptophyta; Magnoliopsida; Asparagales; Asparagaceae. The transcript has 3 exons.